AUGCCAGAAUUAAUGAUACCCUUAGUUUCUCAUGAACUAUAAAUUAAUAACCUUCAUCAAAUGACCAGGUCUAUUACUUUGUCAGAGAAUUCAGCCAUGAUAGAAGAAAAACAAUAUUAACAAAACCACCCAUCCGAAAAAAAGUUCUCCUAAGGUUCAGAAAACGUAUAGUAAAUUGUAACUCCCAAAAGGAAUGGUCUCGAUUAUAAUAGAGAAUCUCCUUUUGUCAAGAUCAGUGUGUAUAAGCAGCACCAAAUGGCUAAUUAGAAAAUUUACAUUCUCUAAGAUGACAAGAUUAUUGGAAGCAAUCAAAUAUAGAAAAAUGAAAUAUAAAUUAUUCGUCGUAAGAAGCAAUAGCAUUUAGGAGAUAAUAAUGUGGAUUUGGGUCUUUCAUCAUAAGAAUCAAAUGUUGAGCAGGUCCCUUGCAAAAUUUCAACUGAAUUUGGUUUCCGCCAUUCAAGUAGGAUCACUUCACAAAUUUUAUGUUUCUUAUCUUUAAAGUAUUUCCAUAACAGAUUUUCAGAAUUACCUUCAAAUAUCUUCAAACUUAUUCACUCAUUUAUCAAAGAAAAACCUAAAUUCUUCGUAUAGGAUUGCGGCACUACUUUGAAAACCUUAAUUAGAAUAUAAAAGGAGAGUCCAAGAAUAAUGAAUGAAAACAACAAUUAUUUAAUUGGAGCUGAUUUCUAUUUCCAUGUGGUUCAAUUAAAUUCGAUACCAUAGUCAAUUGAAAAUAAGAAGAAGGAUAAGGAUAAGGAGAGUCCAAAUGAGUACUUCUUUUAGACUCUUGUUAGAGAAAAUGAAAAAUAUAGAGCUCGAAUUCAUGGUUUGUCUAAGGAAGAACAAGAAUAAUUCUAAGUACAUUUAGAAGAAUACAGAACAUUAAAGAAGAAGGGAAGGAAAUAAUAUCAUCUUUAAAAUUGUAAUAGACCAUUCCUUAAAAUUUAAUUUGAUACCCCAAUCUCUAAACAAAUUGCUGUUUUUAUUGGAAAGGCUGGCUUUGAAUAAACUUUUAAGAUUGGAAGAUCUUAGGAUUGUGACAUCAUUGUCAAUAUGAAUACUGUCUCUAGAAAACAAACUUAGAUUAAAUUUAACAAAACUUAAUGGGAAAUAUGUGAUGGAGAAGGAAUACGAUAAUCUGCUAAUGGAACUUGGCAAUCCUUAUAACCAUAUGAACAACCCAUUUUGGCUACUAAAUUAAAACAGAGUGAUCCAUUCCUGAUUGAGGAUAAGAUGGAAAUUAAAAUAUGUGAAAACAUUUUUAAAUUUGAAAUGGUGGGAUUUGGAGUUUCAAAAAAACGAAAAUUGACAAAUACAUUAUACUAGGAAUUAACUUAAUACAAUUGAAUUUCAUUUUAUGUGAUUUCAACAGUUUUA
Paramecium tetraurelia is the source of this 1377-nucleotide messenger RNA. RefSeq lists its product as uncharacterized. The record is from RefSeq and is a predicted model, not a curated record. The transcript has 7 exons. NCBI's taxonomy places the organism in Eukaryota, Ciliophora, Oligohymenophorea, Peniculida, Parameciidae. Gene Ontology annotation, molecular function: protein binding.